Molecule: messenger RNA, 3344 nt
Organism: Amborella trichopoda
Lineage: Eukaryota; Viridiplantae; Streptophyta; Magnoliopsida; Amborellales; Amborellaceae
Product: oxysterol-binding protein-related protein 1D
Cellular component (GO): membrane; cytosol
Molecular function (GO): sterol binding
Source: RefSeq, a predicted model, not a curated record
AAAGCCUGCACUCACCCCAUUUAAUGGAUCUGUCUUAGCCAUCUUUAUGCUCUCUCUCCUCGAGCCCCUCCAACCAGUGAGCAAUAACUGCUUACUUUCUCUCUCUAGAACUCUUCUCUCUCUCACUCUAACUGCGGUCUACUAUCGCCAUUAUGCAUUGCUCCAAAAGCUCUGCAACGCCUUAAUUGGAUUUUAUCAGCUCAGAGCUCAUGUCAUUUUCAGAGGUUAUCGGAUACUUCGCCCAUAACACAGUUCGUUUUAGGGCAAAUCAUGGCGAUCUGGACCUUGACCUCUACGGAUCUAGGGGUUCUAUUCUCAGAAACCCUAAAAGCAUCUGGUUCCGCCAUUGGUUGGAACAUAUGGAGGGCUUGCAUGGCCUCUCUGGUUUGAGAUCUCGCUUAGACUGAGAAUUUGUGUAUAUAUUAUGCUUAUGCUUGGAGGAGGAGGAGAGGAGGCCUUUUAGGGGUUGUUAAGGCUUGCUUUUGGUGAGUUUCAGUGUUCUGGCCAUGAAUCCUUUGUGCUGUAUAGCUCCGGUUUCACUGGACCGAGAUCGAAGUGAUUCACCGAUAGUUUCAGUUAAAGCUUCAUCAAAAGCGCCUUCUCCUGUAGGGUCCGAUGAAUCAACUAGGUAUUGUCGAAAUCUAGGACUAGGUUUAAAUAAGCCACACUCUAUUUCAGCUGAUUUCGAAAAUGGCAUCUCGACCACAAAUUUGGAUUUUGUCAAGUCCCCCUUGCUUGUUCAGUCGAAUUCUUCACUGGAAACUGUUGACGUGAGAGAUUCAAAGGGAUCCUGUGUCAGUGUUAAUGGAAAUGUAGCUGGAAUUGUUUACAAGUGGGUUAACUAUGGAAAGGGAUGGAAGUCUCGAUGGUUUGUUCUUAGAGAUGGGGUCCUAUCUUAUUACAAGAUCCAUGGGCCUGAUAAAAUAUACGUUAACUCAGAGAGUGAGAAGGGUCUCCGAGUGAUUGGAGAGUAUUCAUUGAAGCAUAUGCGAAAGGCAAAUCAAGGAAAUGUUCGUGUUCCAGUGAAGCAACGCAAGCCCUUUGGAGAGGUUCAUUUGAAGGUUUCCUCCAUUCGCGAAAGUAAAUCGGAUGACAAACGCCUAUCCAUAUUUACUGGUACAAAGACACUUCACUUGCGUUGUGAAUCUAGAGAAGACAGGGGCGCAUGGAUUGAUGCUCUAAAGACUGCUAAGGAUCUUUUCCCUCGAGUUUUAACAAGCAGCGAUUUCUUGCCUUCUGAAGAAAUCAGUGUUUCAACUGAAAAAUUAAGAUCUCGUUUACUGCAGGAAGGACUGAAUGAAGCUUCUGUUAAAGAUUGUGAAACUAUCAUGUUGACAGAACACUCUGAGCUCCAAAAUCGGUUGAAAUCUCUUCAGCAGAAACACCUGGUCUUGGUGGAUACACUAAGGCAAUUGGAGUCUGAGAAAGUAGAGUUGGAAGCUACUGUGGUGGAUGAAACGAAAGAACGCCGUUCAUUCGUUGGAGCUGAGAAUGGGAGAUUCAGCGAGGGUAGUGCAACAGAUUCUGAUGCUGAUAAUGAAAGUCGCGAUGGAGGAGAUGGAGAAACAGAUGACGACGAUGGCAUAUUUUUUGAUACAAGCGAUUUUCUAUCCUCUGAAUUUUUAAGAAGCGCAUCCUCCCGCAGUAGGGAUUAUCUGGGAAAUGCUUGCCAUGGGUGCAAGGAAGAUACUGAUUUGUGCGUUUCUGAAUGUCAUGAAACCGAUACAACAAUAAGAACCAUUGAGUAUCCCUACGUCAAAAGGAGGGAUAAGUUGCCAGAGCCAAAGGAGAAAGAAAAGCCAGUUGGCCUGUGGUCCAUUAUCAAAGAAAAUAUUGGUAAAGACCUAUCUGGAGUCUGUCUCCCUGUGUAUUUUAACGAGCCGCUUUCCUCCUUACAGAAGUGCUUUGAAGAUUUGGAGUAUUCAUAUUUGGUUGACUGUGCAUCAGAAUGGGGCAAGAAGGGGAAUAGCCUGAUGAGGAUCCUAAAUAUUGCAGCUUUUGCUGUAUCCGGCUAUGCUUCCACUGAAGGUCGCCAAUGCAAGCCUUUCAACCCUCUUCUUGGGGAAACCUACGAGGCUGAUUAUCCAGACAAAGGCGUCCGUUUCUUCUCUGAAAAGGUGAGUCACCACCCCAUGGUUGUUGCCUGCCACUGCGAUGGGAAAGGGUGGAAAUUUUGGGCCGACUCAAACUUGAAAGGCAAGUUUUGGGGUCGAUCAAUACAGCUCGAUCCUGUUGGUGUCCUCACCCUCCAGUUUGACGAUGGCGAAACGUUCCAGUGGAGCAAGGUCACCACCUCCAUCUAUAACAUAAUAAUUGGAAAGAUAUACUGUGACCACUAUGGGACCAUGCGCAUUAGAGGCAGCGGCCAAUAUUCCUGCAAACUCAAGUUCAAAGAGCAGUCAAUAAUUGACCGAAAUCCUCAUCAGGUGCAUGGAUUUGUGCAAGACAAUAAGACUGGAAAGAAGGUGGCCAUGUUAUUGGGGAAGUGGGAUGAGGCUAUGUACUAUGUGUUGGGGGAUCCAAGUACUAAGCCCAAGGGUUAUGACCCAAUGUCUGAGGCUAUGCUUUUGUGGGAGAGAGACAAGGCCGCAACGCAAACCCGAUACAACCUUACCCCCUUUGCCAUCUCUCUGAAUGAGCUCACCCCUUCUAUCCUUCGAGUUCUCCCACCCACUGACUCCAGGCUCCGACCAGACCAAAGAUUCCUUGAGAAUGGAGAAUAUGAGAUGGCCAAUGCUGAGAAGCUUAGACUUGAACAGUUGCAGAGACAGGCAAGAAAAUUACAGGAGAGAGGAUGGCAACCGAGAUGGUUUAGGAGAGACAAGGAAGAUGGCUCUUAUCGUUAUAUUGGGGGAUAUUGGGAGGCAAGAGAGCAAGGCAGAUGGGAUGGCAUUCCUGAUAUAUUUGGUCAGACUGUUGCUGAAGCACCUCCUCCAGCUGUGGAGUACUGCCGAGGAACUCAUGUUAUGGAGCAAGGGUUUGAGUAAGGGUUUUGCUUGGUAUUGAUGGUGGUUUAUUCCUGGAAAUUGAAGGAAAAGACAACUUAACUUCAUAGGAUGUGAAUUUUCGUUGAAAUUGAAGGAAAAGAGAAUCCAUAGAAUGUGAAGAAAAGAUAGUUUGAAGGACUUGCGACUCACAGAGGGGCUCAUUUAUGCUGGAUAUGCCAUGCGUCAUCAACAUGGUUUACAACCGUCAAGCGAUGACCAAAUCGGAUCAAAUAUUAUACAAGAGUGUAUUACUUUUUUGAUAAAUAAUUUUAGAAGAAAAAUGUGUAUCCUCUCCCUCUCACAUUUGCCACGUCUUGCAAUUUGAUGUAUCAGAAGGCAUGGACUUCUCAAGUUUCA